AUGGGAAGAGGAGCAGAUACAAGUAGGAGAGUACCUUGGUCGAAAACCCGCUUGAAUUUUCAGCGAGUCAAAUCCUUCUUGGACUUGAGAUUCAUAGAUGGACACCAAUGGCUGAGACUGUAG
Linum tenue is the source of this 123-nucleotide messenger RNA. Lineage: Eukaryota; Viridiplantae; Streptophyta; Magnoliopsida; Malpighiales; Linaceae. The record is from the annotation of a GenBank genome assembly.